This is a messenger RNA of Entamoeba dispar SAW760, 1551 nucleotides long. Its product is annotated as serine/threonine protein phosphatase, putative. Gene Ontology annotation, cellular component: cytoplasm; nucleus. NCBI's taxonomy places the organism in Eukaryota, Evosea, Mastigamoebida, Endamoebidae. The transcript has a single exon. The coding region runs from base 1 to 1551 and encodes 516 amino acids. The record is from RefSeq and is a predicted model, not a curated record. Gene Ontology annotation, molecular function: protein serine/threonine phosphatase activity.
AUGGAGAGAAAAACAAGUCUUCAAUUACACAAUUUUGAUGGAGAAAAUUGUACACUAGUUAAUUAUGCAGUUACUACUAUCAGAGGCUGGUUUGUUGAGUUAGCUCAUCCAUUUCCAUUAUGUCUUAUUUCUAGAAAAGAACCAGUCACAUGCACUGUUUUUAAAAUAUAUUACAAUAAAGAAAUGUUUAAACUCGUAUGUUGUCCUUUGUUUGUUGGUUUUUUCUCAAGAAAUAUAUGUCUUAGUAUUAACACAUUUUUGAUGUUCUCUAAAUACCUUGAUGACACUCCUACAAUGCAAACAUCAAAAAAAUAUUAUUUUGAUAAAAACUGUUUUGAAUUUAACUCAAAUCUUAUCAAUAUUCAACAAGGAAGAUAUAGCAAGUUCAUAUUUAAUGAAGAAGAUAAUGCUAUUUAUCCUAUAGAAAUUACAGACACACUUGAUGAAUCCAUUAAAAUAGCUUCUUAUGUUCUUCAUUCAUUGAGACAUAACUUUAGACCUCGUCAUGGUUAUAAGUAUGGGUAUGGAGAAGAAUCUCAUCAAUGGAAAAAUGGUACCUGUUUAUUAACUCCAAUGAUUGUAAGAAGAUUAUUAGAUGCAGCAAAAAAUGUAUUACAAAAAGAUAAUAAUGUUGUCCGUAUUCAACCACCAUGCUAUGUUGUUGGAGAUUUGCAUGGAAAUUAUCGUGACGUUUCAGCUCUGUGUCAAUUGUUUAGGUUGCUUCCAGCUACGUCAAUUUGUACUUGCAAGUAUUUGUUUCUUGGUGAUUAUGUUGAUAGGGGAACACAUCAAAUAGAAGUAAUUUGUUUAUUGUUGGCAUUAAAAAUUAUUGCACCAGACACAGUAUAUCUUUUAAGAGGAAAUCAUGAAGGAAGUCGAGUUAAUGGAUCUACACAAGUAUAUGGUAGAAUGUCUUUUCUUGCUCAGUGUUACAACACAUUUCAAAAGAAAGAUGGGUAUUCAUUAUGGAAUCAAUUCAACAUUAUUUUCCAAUACCUUCCUUUCUGUGGGGUUAUUGAUAAUAAACUCUUCUGUGUUCAUGGGGGAAUAGCUAGAGAGUUAUGUUCAGAAACAUUAAAUGCACUUGAAAUUAUAGAUUCAUUCCAAAGGCCAUGUAGUUGUGAAGACCCACUAAUUAGUGAGUUGUUAUGGUGUGACCCUGCUGACUCAAGCGAAGUGUUUAUGUUAAAUAAAAAAGGUGAUGAUGUUGGGUUUGGACCAAAUAAACGAGGAAAAGGAACUUACAUUUUUGGAGCUGAUGCUAUAGAAAAGUUUUUAAAAAAUUCUGGUUGUCGUUAUAUUAUUCGAGCUCACCAAUCUGAAGAAAUGGGGAUAGGUUUACGACAAAAAGCGCGUGUUGUAACUGUAUUUAGUUCUAGUCAUUAUUGUGGAUUAAAAAAUUGUGCUGCUGGGUUAUUAAUCAACAAUGGACUAAUGACUGCUAUAAUUAUUUCAGGGAAAGAUUAUGUCCGAGAAAAAAAGGAACCACUCUCGGUUUGGUCGAACAGUGAAUCAGAAUCAAUAUCUGAUUUUGUUCUAUCACCAACUUAA